Messenger RNA from Auanema sp. JU1783, 3684 nucleotides. Lineage: Eukaryota; Metazoa; Nematoda; Chromadorea; Rhabditida; Rhabditidae. The record is from the annotation of a GenBank genome assembly.
AUGAUUGGUGCUUACGAAUUCACCACAAACACUCCUGUUCGUCUUGAUGAUAAUCAUUGUCAAGUAGUUCAAGAUGUAGCAUUGCUACGUUCCAGUCCUCCUUUAUCUCCUUUUAUUAAAGGAACUACAAAUAGUGAAAUCGUGACUGAACGAUGUGUAAUUGUCCAACGUAACAACGAAGGUUACGGCUUUACAGUAACCGGAGUUAUUCCAUUCUAUGUUGAUACAGUCAAGAAGAGUGGGCCAGCUUACUGUGCUGGUGUACGUGAAGGAGAUCAGAUCUUAAAAGUUAAUGGAAUGCCUGUAUCGAAAAGUAAUCAGCUGGACGUUAUCCGUAUGAUCUCAGGCGGUCAGAAUGUUGUUUUAACUCUCUUAGGGAAAACCCCUAAUUGUGCAUUGUUAAAUACAAGUGAACUAGCUGAAAGUUCAAUCAAUGUUGGCAGCCAUCUAACUAAAAUAGCCGAUUCUGUCAUUGGGGAAGAAGAUAAUCGCAUUGAGCCAGGCCAAUUGCAACAUAAACGUUUUGAUCCAGUAAAACAACUAGGAGAAUAUUCCGAAAUGAGUGAUCGUAUAUGGACGGAGAAACAUAAUCUCGAUCCAUUUUCUAAUCUUUCUUCGCUAAAAGCACAUCCAGCCUAUUUAUCCGUAUUUGUCAAAUAUCUUAUCUCAAAGAAAAAUCCAAGCAGUCUGUUUUAUUAUCUCAUUACGGAUGCCUAUCAGAAUAUAGAUGGCUCAAAUCGUGAUGUCAGACGAUGGGCUUUCGAAAUAUUCACAACUUUUAUUGUUCCUAAUUCACCGUUAUGCUUUCCUAAUAUUGAUCAGAAUAUAAUUCAACCAAUUGACAAGAUUCUUGCUUUAACGAUGGAACAAAUUACGGAUUCUGAUAUUAUUUUACUUAAAAGGUCAUUUGUACCUGGUCGACAGCGUGCUGUUCAGAAUAUUAAUGAAGACUUACAAGCAUUCAAAGAUGUUCGACAAGCAGAAUUGGAUUUAACAAUGGAUGCCAAUCAACUGACUCUAUUAUUACGAGAUUCUUCAGUAGAUUCUCAGAUCGGAGAACAGAUUCUGAUGCAUCUCUUAGAAAAUAUGAUUACGACUGAUUUAGAAACAGCGAAUACUAAGCACUUAUCGAUUGUAGCAAGUUUAGCCACAUGCAUAAGACUUAUAUUUGGUAAAGCAUCAACAACUGCAUGGGAUAAACUUCUAGAUAGAUGUUCUCAGUUUUUGUAUAAGGAAAAGAGUGGAAAAAUUAAAAAACCUUUAGGAAAUACACGAACGAAAGUACAAAUAAAAGGACAUGUUUUUCAAAUGCAUACUGUUAAUACAGUACACUAUUGCUAUCAUUGUCGUGAUGUCAUAUGGGGUAUGCAGCCAUGGAUUUAUUUUUGUACAAAUUGUGAUGUCAAAAUUCAUUUGGCUUGUUCUACUAGUCUCACCGAUUCUUGUUAUCCUGCAUCACAGAAAAAUAAAACGGCUAAGCAAUCGAGAAAACCUGGCACGAUAACAAAAUCCGAUUUGUCUGAAAGCGAUUUACGUGUUGAUUCAUCUCGGACUACAAUACCGGAGCAAAGUACAAUAUCUGAAAAAAACAUUGUCAGUCGGUCACAGAGUGUCCGUGGACUAGCUAUUUCAUCCACUAAGCAAGUACCAGAUAGAUGUAAAAGAGAACAAUCUUGGUGGGGGGCUGAUUUAUUGCCAGCUGACGUCAAUGAUUCUGAUGAGAUGGAUACUGGAUCUGAACCAAGGGGGGCCAUUGAAGUAAUGAAAAUGCCUAUGGAUCUAGAAAGCGUCAGUUCAAGUCUUUCUCACACUAGCACUACGGACAUUGAAUUCCGAAAAAUCGUCAAACGUAUGCUAGAAGACAAUGAUUUGGACAUGCUUGUAGAAUCAGAAACUCCUCCCUUAGAAGUUUUACUGGGAUGGGACGUGGUUAAACUAUUAAAACCUAAAGAAAAGAAAAGACAAGAUUUCAUAAACGAGUUAUUCCAUACGGAAAGAACACAUUUACGGAAUCUUAAAAUUCUUUGGAAAGUUUUCUAUCGUCCCAUGACAUCUCAAAACAUUAUAUCAGCGGAGUUAGCAAGGCUUUUAUUCUCAAAUCUAGAAGAAGUUAUUCAAAUUCAUACAAGUAUCAAUGAAAAGAUGAUGGAAGCUGUAAAUUUGUUUAAACGAGACCAUAACUUGAAUGGGUUGUAUGGAUCUGUUGGUUCAUUAUUGGAAAGCAUAUUUGAUGGAGAUCAUGGUGAACGGCUCACACAAAUAACGUCAGUCUUCUGUCAACAUCAACAACAUGCUCUACAGCUUCUUCGAUCAAAACUAGAAAAUAAAAAGGAUAGGGAGGAGAAACUCAUCAGAUUUCUUAUGGUUGCCGAAUCGUUUAGUAUAUGUCGUAAACUACAAUUACGAGAUAUGCUACCUGUAGAGAUGCAACGCUUAGUCAAGUAUCCUUUGUUGUUGGAAGGAAUAGCGAAGUAUACUCAAGAGCCUAGUGACGAGUCGGAUAGUAUUCAAAAUUCAAUAAAAGCAUCAAAAAAGGUUUUGAUGGCUGUCAAUACAGCUAAGCGAAAUGCUGAGAAUCUUCGACGUCUCCAAGAACUUCAGUCAAGAGUCGAUACAACGCCAUUUGAUAAAGAAUUUGGAAGUCAUGACUAUUCAUAUCUGGAUCUCUCCAAGCAUCAAUUGGUUCACGAAGGUCCAUUAUCAUGUCGUUUUAAUAGAGGCAAAAUAACAGAAUUACAUGUUGUCCUAUUGGAAACAAUGUUGGUAAUGAUGACGAGACAUAGUGAUGGAAACAAAUUAUUAUUAAAAUUUUUGGAGCCUUCUAAAGAAACUAAAUGGUCUCCUAUUCUGCCUUUAGCACCUCUCAUAGCUAAAGAGAAAGCCAAUGAUAAGAGAUCCUUCUUUCUCAUUCAUAAUAGUCAGUUUGGGGCCCAAAUUUUUGAACUUGUGGCUCCAACGGCUACGGAAAGGAAAACAUGGUUUCGUAUUUUGUCCGAGCAGAUUGAGCAAGAUAAGAAGAACAGGCUGCUCACCGGAGAUCAAUAUCUGUUCGAUUUCGGCGUUCGUACUGCUCAUAUGGAUGAUUCCGAGAAAGUUCAUGUGUUAACUCAUCCUCAGUUAGUGAAUGCUUCUGAGAUUAUUGUUCAUCAACCAACCGCUCUGGAACAUGCGGAGCCUGUUAUGACAAUCUCUGAAAAACUAAAAAGAAGUGAUGAAGUGAUCUUCCAAGCUCUUUUCUCCAAACAAAUGAUUUUAUCGCAAAUGCUUCCUGGUGAACAACGUGGUAAAGUAGAAGAGCUAGAAAAGAUAAUUGAUCAAAUGAGUGGGUUAUGUGUUGCUGACUUGAAACAAAAGAACGCCCGAGAACUGGCAAUGCUGGCUAUUGUACAUGGCAAUCGCUUAUUAGAUAGUAUUAAUAACGGUAUUAAUCAGUAUAAAAAGAGAUGCGGAGAGAACUUUGCUAGUCAACCAGACGAGCCAUCAGUUUCUUGUUCAGAGCUCACUGCCAUAGCUGCUCCACUGAUGAAUCAUUUGAAAGCUCUGAUGCAAACAGUUCAGGAUCAACAGAAAGAGAUAACAACAAUCAAACAACAGUUGCAUCAUUAUAAGGAGAUAGCAGAUAAGAGGACAAACGAUCGCUCUAUCAGUGAAGAAACUCUGAUUGAUUUUAAUCAAACGGGGUAG